This is a messenger RNA of Trichoderma harzianum CBS 226.95, 1490 nucleotides long. RefSeq lists its product as hypothetical. NCBI's taxonomy places the organism in Eukaryota, Fungi, Ascomycota, Sordariomycetes, Hypocreales, Hypocreaceae. The record is from RefSeq and is a predicted model, not a curated record. The coding region runs from base 65 to 1138 and encodes 357 amino acids. Gene Ontology annotation, molecular function: arylformamidase activity. The transcript has a single exon.
CACGAAUGCGAUGCUAACAUCGUAGACUAUCCUGUGAAACUCCUCUCGAGGUUAUAUCAUAAAGAUGCAUACACAUUCUAUAUCAGAUAUUGAGCCCAUUGCAUUGUUACAGGAAUCCCCAGAGAUUCCCGUUAACCUGAAUUCCCUACCUUUCGACCGUCUCCCAAAUCCCCGCCAGGUCUGGCCAUUUCCUUCUCAAUCUGCCGAAGAAGGCUUGGGCCGCCUUGUCCUUCUCACCCCUGAUGUCGUGGCAUCUGCUGCUGCAUCAUGCAUCAAGACUGGCCGUCGCAUUUCCCUUAACUGGGACUUAACAAAACUAGAUGUCGCCAAUUUCAACAGAGCCCCGGCACAGCACCACAUCAUUCCUCUACUUAAUGGUACUGCUUUUGACGACCUCUAUGUGUUCAAUCCACAGCAGUCUUCACAGUGGGAUGGGCUGCGCCACUUCUCAGCUCCGUUUCCCACGAAAGACAAUCCCAAACAGAGACUGUUCUACGGCGGUGUCACUUCGGCAGAGAUUGAAGACCGAAAGAAUACGCGCAUUGGGAUACAACAUUGGGCAAAACAGGGUAUAUGCGGCCGAGGCGUGCUCCUUGACUAUGUUUCGUAUGCGGAGCGACAUGGGAUAGAGUACAGCACUUUUUCCGACCAUGGAGUAUCACUGGAAGUUCUUCUCGAGAUUGCAAAGGAAGAAAACAUCAAAUUCCGCCCCGGUGAUAUUCUCUUUGUUCGCAUCGGAGUUACGAAAGAAUGGGAUACCAAAAUGACUCCGGCGGAUAAGCUUGCUUAUGCGCAGAGUUCAAACCCUCUUCAUGCAGGUGUUGAAGGCACGGAAGAAGUUCUAAAAUGGAUUUGGAAUACAAGAUUCUCUGCUGUUGCGAGUGAUGCCAUAUCCUUCGAGGUUUAUCCUCCGAAGCAAUCAUACCGGCGCAAUGGAGACCAGGGAGAUGCACCCGGUGUAUUUCUCCACGAGUAUUUAAUUGCUGGUUGGGGUAUGCCCGUUGGAGAAUUGUUUGAUCUGGAGGAGCUCAGUCGAAUUUGCAAGGAAGAACAGAGAUGGGAGUUCUUUGUCGUUGCAUCACCGCUCAAUAUGCCUGGUGGGGUAAGCAGCCCUCCAAACUGUAUCGCCAUUUUUUGAUGCAUAAUUAUAUAGUUUACUUCAUCUGUUAUCGAGCUUAUUCGAUAAGUACUCAAUGCCAUCAGCAGGGGAACUAUGAUACGACAUCUAUCUAAAAACCCCUAGUCUCAAAAACAUGAAGAAUUUUGCAAAAUUUGCCUGCCAAUCCCCAACAACGUAAUCGUUGCAUUAAAACUUGCGCGUCACGACUCAAAUGAGAGGCGCAGCCGUCGUCAAAUACAUUCUUGAUAGAUCCCAAACCUGCCGGUCCUCCUGUGCCGACCCAGUCCGUAACAGAGCGCUUUCGAGAUGUGUUCUCGUGGCAUGGAAGGUCCAGCCGCAGAGGUACUUGGUCGUUGGCAGAAGACGCAAA